UAUAGAUAACCUAUUACGAAAAUCGUAUGCACAGUGUAACGACUAUCGAAUCACUCAGUUUAAAGAAAACGAUGGAUCGGUUCAGUGAGUUGGUACGGGUUUUGUUUUUUUUAAUUGUCUACGGGGUAAGUUACUCCACUCAAGUUCUUUACCCUUAUGGACCGACGGCUGGAGAUGUUCAAUUACGAACGGCGUAUUCGAUUGCCAGUGAAGGUAUUCCAUUAAGAGUCCCCGUGAAAUUUUAUAAUGAUACUUAUGACACAAUAUUUGUAAGUUUAAAAAUUAUUUAUUUUAUUUUAAAAGUUAAUUCAAUAUAAUAUACAUGCAGUAUACAGAUUAUUAAUAUUGCAUUUAAUUUUAUAAUAUUAUUAGAUCGAGGCACAUUUUAAUUUUAAUUUUCAUGUAUGACAACAAAAAUGUGUGGACCUAUUAUUUGAUUGAAAAUCUAACACAAAUUAUUAUUUAUAGUUUCUGAGCUUUAAAUUUAUCUGCGAUGUACUUAUGUCUAGAUUACAGCUAACAAUACUAAAAUGUUUAAUAAAUAUAAAAAAAUAAUUGUAUCUGCCUAUCUAAGUAAGUACCUACUCAUAAUUUUGGUUUAUAAACUUGAGCAUUACUAUCACAUUUUAUAUACCUACUCAAUUGAAUUUUAGUGAGCAAUGGAGCGAUAACUAAAUUGAAAUACACAAAUAAUAUCGGGAAUUUAUUUUGUUUUAUACGGUUGUGCAGAAAUAAAAAAUUGGUAUUACCAAAUUAAAAAAAAUGUUCAUUCUUUUUGUUGAUUCUUUUACUAUUAAUCACGUUUUACAAAAUUAAUUGAAUAUUGUUGUUCAUUGAUGUAUAAAAGGUUUUUUUUUUAUUGAAUAGGUCAAAUAGUUAGACACAAGAGAUAACAUUUCCGGGAACUUCAAAUCGAUAAUUAUCUUGGUUAAUAAUCAAAAUAUAAACGCAUUAUACUUACUUGUAUUUUUCAGUUAUAAGCUAAAUAUAUAGUACGUUAUAUAGUUGUGGUUAAAUUAAUAUGGGCGCAACAAAAAAUGUAUGCCUUCCUGUUAACUUUGAUUCAGUGGCAUAGCUCAGAUUUCACAAUGGGGAGAGGGGCCUAUAUCGAAAGAAAACGUCGGAACAUUGCAGGUGCUUUGUAAAUCGUCGUUCCUCAUACAAAAUAUUAUACCUACUGUUCGUGGAUAGGCCACUGUUGUAAAUAGGAAAUUGGAAAGAUAAUAUAUAGAAUUAUGAGCCAUAGGGUAAAUUUAAUUUUUCCAUUUUUUUUACGUAAUGAUAAUUAAAUUAUUGCCAACGGCAAACGAUUCCUAGCGAAAACAAUUGUACGUAUUUUUUAAAGCCAAAAGACUAUUUUAGAUUUCGAUCGUAACGAGAGGGAGUUAUUGGUUUUACAAUGCUGUUUAUUUUUUUUAGAUUCCGAACGUAGAGCCGGAGUUAUUGGUUUUACCUUAGAUUUUUAUUUCAUUUUUUUCUUCUUUCUUUCUUCUAGUCUGUGAACACGUUUUUUCUCAGUAGACUUGCUUCGAUACUUACGUAUAUCAACUUUUCUAAAAGCUCGAGUUGUCUAAAUUGUAUUUAAGAGAGAUCAUUUUUUGAUUUUCGACAUUUUCGGUCAUUUCUUAAAUAAAAGCACUAAAGUUGGAAAAAUCGUAGGAAAAUUUACAAUUUCAUGAUUUCAUUAGUUUAUAAAAACACGGAUGACGUUUUCUACCAGAAAAAAUGAUUUAAUCGAAAAAUCACGAGAUACCUUUUUGAUUUAUUUUCUUACGGUAUACUCGCCAAAAUUUUUGUUUGCUGUAAUUCGGUUAUAAAUACACGUAAAAACUUGAAACUUGGUAAUAACACCUAUUUGUAUUAGACUUACCUAGACGUGAUAAAAUUUCCAAAAUAAUCAGACGACUCUUUUUUUUUUUUUAAUAAGCGUUUCGAAAUCAAAUUUAAUCGUAAAUAGUAAAAAAAAAUUAAGGCACUUCAAAUUAUAUAUUACCGAACAGCGCUCAGAAUCGUCUUUCGACAAGCAAUGGUUUAUCGUUGUUUACAGAUGUAAAUGAAAUAACCUUAUGUUGUAUCCUACCUUCCCAACUUCUUACCUGCAAUAGUGGCUAUUCCCAUCCCCAGUAUCAGCAAUAAAUUGGCCUCCUCAAUGCACCGACUUGACAAAAUGUUCAACAAAAUUAAAUUUUUCGAUUUAAACGUAAUUUCUGAUAGAACAAAUUGUUAACAGACAAAAAAAACACGCUCGAAGUCUUAAAACACACAGGUAGGCCAUAAUUUUCCAGAUUAAUAAAAACUCGGAAUUUAAAAUAGAAUCCUCAACGUAAUAUUCCGGAUUAUAAAUUUACGGAACCCAAAAAUUCGGAAUAUAAAAAGUCCGCAAUGUAAUAUCCCAGAAAGUAAUUUUUCGGACCGCAUUAAUCCAAAACAUAAAAUUACGGAAUGCAAAAUAAUUCCGGAAUUAAGUUAAAAACCAGUGGUUUCCAAAUCUUUUGAAAACGUUUCUUAUCACCCGGGAAGAAGUAAUAGCUUAUAUAUACCCUUCACACUCAUGCAAAUAUUUUAGAAAUUAUUGAUAUUUUCCCGGAUUAUUGCGGUCCUGGAUUUUGUGUUUUAGAAUAUUACAUUCCGGAUUAUUUGCGUUCCAGAUUUGUAUAGCCCUCAAAAAUACAUCACAAAAACUAUAAUAGUUACAUAAACAUGAAUUGAUUACUUAGGACAAAAAUAUUAUACUAAUAUUAAUACUAUAUAGCCAAUGAGCCUAGUUGCCCCAAUGCACUGCUUUGAUUUAGUUUGACAAACUGAUUUUUACGUUUUUUAGAUUUAUUUCAGUUGGUGCCAAUAUUCGCAUGCAAAAAUGUACACACUUGAAUUUAAAAAAAGCCAAUUAUUAUAAUUUUCAAACUGCCCUACUCUUCAGAGUGUAAAUUUACAUGGGUAAAGACGGUUUAACUAUACAGAUGUAUAUUUACCUAUGGGUCUUUGAUGUGAUCAUAAUUUUAGCACUCCCGGAGUUGGUGGUUUAGUUGGCCCUAUGGGUAUAAAAAUUGCGUAAAAUAUCCAAUCCAGUAGCGGUUCUUCUAAAAGACGAGUCCGUCAUGUGCAAAAGAAAAAACAAGAGCUCUUAAUCUUUUAAUCCGAAAAUUAUGAAAUCUUAUACAAAUAGGUAUUAUUAAUUUUUAAUUAAAAUUCCAAUUACAUACAAAAUACAUGUCAAUUGAAUACAAUUCGAUAUUUUGAUACAACAAUGGUAUCAUGUUGAGUGAAGUGCCAUAAAGCAGUAAAUAAUUUUUAAAUUUUUUGUACCUGUUAGUGGUAUAUUUAUAGUGGUGGCCGAUGGGCCCUCUGAAUUUUUUUCCGGAAUGAGGUAUGACAGAGUAAAACUCAUAAAACCAUCACGUAUAAUAGGCAUAUAAUUCUUUCCUCUGCACAAAUGUAAAUUAAAAUAAUAUUUGAUACAAUUAAAUAUUUAUUAUGGUUUUAUUUUCAAUCUGACGUUAAGUAGGUAAGUAUAUAAAAUUAUUAAUGGUUUUAAAAUGUUAUUAGUUUUAUUUUUAGAUCAGUUUUUCGGCGAAUCAUAUUAAGUAAUAACAAUCCCCUACCACUCAACACUUAGUUCCCACAAACAUUCCGACAAAUGACGCCACUACACCAGUGAGCAGUGAUCUAUUUACAUUUUCUACUAAUUUUGUGUAUUGUGUACUCCAUUCUACACUGAGUCUGAAUGCAAUAAUUGAUUAUCAAUAUUAUUGGGGACUAUUUUUGUACAUAUAGCUUAGCCUUAUAUAUAUUUAAUAUUUACUCCAGUUCAAAUCGAUACAUUUAAUUUAAAUUAUUUUCCCCAUACGAGGCCAUAUGAUUGUUUUGCUAAAAUAAAGAAAUUUAUUUUUCCCCCCCUUAAUUUUUUAAAACCACUGUUCAUUCUAGCCCUCCCCCUCUCCCUAAAAUGUCUAUAUAUAAGCCACUAUAGUAGUACAAAAUAUUGUGUUUAGGUAUUUAAUUAAUACAUAUUUUUAACCGAUGGAUAACAACAGCCCCUCCUCCCACUAGUCAAGGGCUCGAUAAUAACGAUACUAACUGCCCCGAUCGUUAUUACUUACACGUACAGAUAUAAUAUAUAAAUAUAAUCCGUGAUUGAAUUUUCGAUUCGUAGGCCAAUCGGGUACUUAACGUGAAAUGCGGUCGAAAAAUGUAAGGACAAAAGUUGUUAGUGCCUAUCUAUAGACCUUUGUAAUAGUGUUUACUAUUUUUGACAUUAAUAUUUUUUAUUAGACCCUCCCCCCCCAAUAACGUUUAACAAUAAAACAAGCUUGUUAAAAUUAAUUGUAAAAAAGACAAAUGUCGAAAGUCUGUGAAAAAUUCAUCCACGAACAAAAAUCAUACGAAACGUUUUUCGAAAAUUUGUUAUUUUUUCUCAGAACCAAAAAUUUAAAUGCGAGAAAAACUUCAUCCAGGCUAUAAACUGUACCAUGUCGAGUCGCAAUGCUUUACGCAAAAUUCCGCGAUUCAAAAAUUUAUAAUGCCCAUGAAAAGCUCAAAAGUUGCUAAAAUGUUUUGAAAAUUGUACCGCGUCGAUAAAAUGCUUAUAAAAAUAUUUUGUGAACAUUUCAGAUCCCUACAGUUAUUUUCAAUUUCUGAAUACGCCAAAAAUAGUAAAUCGAAAAUAACGAAACCGUAUAUUUUUCAGUUUUCCCCCUCAUUAUUCCUAAUUAUGAGGAAAACUUCAAUAAGCAAACAUGAAAAUUAAAAUAUGACUUCCCGCACACUGACUAUAUACGAAGUACAACAAGGUCUCUUCGUAUUUCGAUUGGAGUAAAAUUCCCGGUGGAAAAGUUGUUAACAAACAUAAUAUAGUUAACGAACAAAUUUUAAACAAUCGUAUACGAGUAUAGGUACAUCAUGUAGUGAAACUAACACAAUAUUUGUAGUUUCGGUCAGAAUUUAAAACGGUAAUUUUCGCAAUUGAGCGGACAGUGGCGUACGCAGAAUUUUUCAAUGGGAGGGGAGUUUGAAAAUUGAUAAUGAAUCAGUUGUUUUGUCACAAGUUUGAAAAAUAAAGUAGUUGUAUUCUAGUUCUAACUGAUAAUAAACAUAAAAUAAACACAAAAAUUUAAAAAAAAAAAAAAACUAAUAUUUAGGUAACUAUAAAAAUGUAAAAUAAAAUUUUUAAGCUAGCAGAGUAUUAAAAAAGCCAGAGACCAAUUAAAAUUAGAAUUUUUUGAAUUGUGGGUUGCAUAACUUAACUUUUUUUUGUUGCCACAAUGAAUAAUUAAUAAGUUUUUUUAGUGUGAAAAACUAUGAGAUACGUUUUAUACGAAAACAAGGACGAAAAAUCUAAGUAUACAAAAUAUUAUUAGAUUGACACUGAAAAGAAAUAAGUGAAAACCAAAUUAUCUACAUAAUUGUCUACAUAAUUUAUAAGUUUAAACUGUUACAAUUCAAAUCUGUGUUCGAAAUUCCUAUUUUUAAAUCAGAAGUAUGCCCUCAAUUAAGGUAUAUGGAGUAGGGGUGAAAAAUUAAAAAUGGCUUUAAAAUAAAGCUUAAACGAUUCUAUAAUGAUUAGAAAAAACAGAAAUCAAAUUCAUUUAAAAUCAUCUGAGAUAAUUGCUGGUUCAUGAUAAAAAAAAAAAUCACUCUGUAUAUAUAUUUAUGUAUAUAAAAACGGUCAAUGGGGGAGAACUUCAGCCCCUUAGCUCCCCUCCCCCCUUGCGUACGCCACUGUAAGUGGGUCAAUCGGCGGUUUACUGGACUCGACAUCUUCCCCGUCCCAUACAGAAACAAAGAAAUAACUAAUUAUUAAACACGACAUGCGUGCCGCGGUGUUUUUGCAGGUCAACGGCAACGGGCUGCUGUCGUUCAACAACGAGAUGCCCGCGUUUACGAACUCGCCGUUCCCGCUGGACUACCCGGCGAUGGCCGCGUUCUACGCCAACAUCGACCCGCGGGGCAGCGGGCAGGUAUUCUACCGGGAAACGGGAGACCCGAGGACACUGUCGCAGGCCACCGGAUUGGUAGGCCGGUUCUUUCCGCGGCUUCGAGGCCGGUACACCGCGACCUCCGUGUUCGUGGCCACGUGGUACGAGGUGGGCUACUAUAAGAAGAACGCGGACCGGACCAACACGUUCCAGGUGGCCAUCAUCUCGGACGGCCGGGAGUCGUUCGUCCAGUUCAUAUACCCGUCACCCAUCCAGUGGGUACAGUCGAACAGCGAACUGACGAACACGGGGCUGGAAACCAAGGCCCAGGCCGGUUUCAGCGCAGCCGACGGGCGUAUAUACAUGUUACGCGGUUCAGGCAGCGAUCAGAUACGCAACCUCGACAGGUAUACCCGAAACCAAAAUGGUGGUAUUAAUCCACUCGGAAAUAUUCAAAUCCGUUAUAAAAUAAAUGUUUACUAGAAUAGUAUUUUUGAAAAUUCGCAUUAUUUUACGGCAAUGUUACAGCAAUAUGUGUUUUCGGAGGUCUUACGACGAUGGCACUCUGGCUUUGAUAAACUUAUAAAUAACAUUUUUUCUUUUUUUUUUUUUUGGUGGGGGAUGGGGAGGAUAUUAAUUGACCCAUUUGUUAUGGUUACAUUGUCCGUAAUUAUGAAUAGGAAGUUAUGAAUACAAAAUUAUUUAUAAAACCACAUCUAAAUCAAUCAGUUCGUCAUCUUAAACUGUUCUAUGUCUAUGUCUAUGGAUAAAGCUAACCCAACCAAGCGUUCUUUAACUAUAUUCGAGCUCAAUCAAGAUUUUACUCUUAAAUUUAAAAAUACAAAACAAUACAAAUUUAUAUAAAUAUCCGUGCAUGAUGCAAAAGCUGCAUGUAUCUAAAUCUACAAAAUGUAUAAUAAUAAUACAUUUCGAUGUUCAAACCACAGCUGGUAACAUUAAUGUUUUAAAACAUAGAUACAAUAUUAAGUAACGAUAACAUCCGCAUGUAACUAUCCUUUGAUGUAACCACAUUAUAAUAUAGUGGCCACAUAUGACCAUGAUUCCUCAUCCCAAUUUGAUCAAAAUUUAACAUUUAUAUUACUUUGAUAAGUUACAUCAAAAAUCUAUAGCUGAUUGCCCGAUUAAAAUUAGUGAAAAAUUUAAAAAUAUUUAUAAGCUCGAAAGUAAAUAUGAAUCAUGUCAUUAAAACAAUUCUCGGGACCGGGCAAAUUACCCUCAACUACGUCACUGUCUACGCUCCCCUAAAUUCAAUUAGUACCUACUUUCACAGCGUCCAGUUUUAUUAGUUAUAUUAUAUUAAAACCAAAAUCGUCAUUUGCUUACGUGCAACUCUGUCGUUCUUAAUAAUCAUAUUAUAGCGUUUUUUUCGAAAUUACCCGAUUCGACGUCCUCUUUCAACCUUUGUGGGGGGGGGUUUAAAGUUGAACAGUGUGUCGAACCAUUUAUAUGAACGAUAUUUGUGUUGUUCAAAAUUAAAUCGGGGAACUGAAUUUUCGAAAAAUCCUUCUUUUUUUUUUUUUUUUUGGCGGUUGCCCACGUUAUAUAAGGAACCUCUUUAAUCUCCGCGGACGUUCAAUGAUCCCGUCGUGCGGUUAAAAUAUGAAUAGUGUGUAUAUACAUUAUACACUUUCCCCUCAAACAUUGGUUUACUGUCGAAUAAUUAAAUAACCUAAAUUGAUUGACAGAAAUUCAAUGGAAUAUGGACUUUAUAUGGAUGAUAUUCCCACCGCCGUGCGAAACCAAUUAUUAUUUUACAUACACGUGUAUCGGUAUUCAGAUAUUGUUAAUUUAUUGUAUAAUAGGCACGCGUCUUAUCGUACAUAAUAUGUAUUACUAUUAUAGUCGUUUGUAUACACUAAUUAAUGGCAAACAUGUGUACAGAUAUUUGUUUGAAAAUAGUAUGAAAAUAAGUCGGUAGUCGGGACGUUGGGAUACAUACAAAGUUAUUUAAUUUAUAUAUGUAACAAACGAUAAACCACCGCUAACGAAAAACAAUUCGGAGCGAUUAAUUCGGUUAUAUCUAUACGUGAUUUGAAAAACCGUAAUAUUUACGAUUUUCGUCAAAAUUUCAUUUUCGAACUCUAAUAGAAAACAAAAAAAAAAAAAAAGCGCAAUUAAUAGUAAAACCGAUACGCUCCGAAUCUAAAACCGUUAUNUAUCUAUACGUGAUUUGAAAAACCGUAAUAUUUACGAUUUUCGUCAAAAUUUCAUUUUCGAACUCUAAUAGAAAACAAAAAAAAAAAAAAAAAAAAAAAAAAAAAAAUACAUAACACUGAAUUUUCUUUAUUUGAUCACUAUGUAUGAGUCGCGGCUCGCCGUAAAUAUUUGCCGUUUGUCUAUAAUUUUCUGUCGGAUUUUUCUCAAUUAUUUUGAAAACCCCUUGGAAAAUCAAAAAAUGACCUUUUUAAAACACCGAUUAGACAAAAUUUUCUUUCAAAAAAGGUACUAAACUCUAUUCAUCGAAGAAGAGAUUUAUUUAUAAAAAGUUGUAUACAGACAGAAAAAAAAAAAAGAAGCGCAAUUAAUAGUAAAACCGAUACGCUCCGAAUCUAAAACCGUUAUCUAUUAUAUUUUUAUUUUAAUUAGGCACCAUAACUUUUGUAUACUUAUAGAUACCUAUUAUUUGAAUUUGGCUAGCUAAAAAUUAUCAGAAAUAUUAUUAUACUUGGGUAUAGGUAGCUGUGUUGAACAAUGUAUAUUGUUACUUAUCGCUGACUUUAGUUUUAUCACGUUAAACAUUAGUACUGUACACUAACGUAUGACGUACGUUCGCCUUUUAAUUAAAAGUGUUAAUUAAUAUAGAUAGGGUUUUAUAAUAUAUAAUAUUAUAAACUCAAUGGUAAUAUUAAUAUACUUACAAAUUAUAAUUUUUUUUUUUAACGCGGGAAUAUCUAAAAUAUUGUGGCGGACUAAUAAUAUAGUUCACCAUAAGUUCACUCCUUCCUGUUAGUUAUUGAUCUUUACGAGAAAAAAAAAAUCCAAUUUAAAAUGAAAAUAAAUACCAAAAUUAUACAUCCUGUAGACAAAUAAUACAGGCUGCAAAAUACUCGAUUGUGUACCUAUGUAUACUUAUCACGGUUAUAUGGAUAUCUAGUGGCUGGUGGACGAUAAUACCCUAUUAGCCACUAUAUAGAUUGGCGCCCUGCAUAUUUAUAAUACAAUAACGUUCGUAAUUAUUUUUAUUUCAUUAGGUAUAUUCUUAUGGUAUCGAAUGCGGAUAAUUUGCAAUUAGUUUACCGAUUACAAUAUACUGUCAUCCACACUUAUUAGAUAAGUGAUGGCAAUGACGCAACCUGGAAGGAGGUCAGAGGGUUAUAACCAGAAUAGUUUUAUACAUUUCAAUUAUUUAAAUGACAAUUCAAAAUAUUGUUCACGGAUGUUUAAAUGUUUGCGUCUCUGAUCAAAUAUUUAUCUGUAGAUGAAUUUAUCUAGACACGUUUUUGUUUUAUCUUAGAUAAACAUUAGACAACUUAAACAAUUUUUAUUUAGAUAAGAUAAAACACCAGAAGUUAUUAUCUAUACAACACUGACUAAAACACCACAAGCCCUCCCUGACCAAAAUGUCUCGUUAUGUUUGAAAUGUCCAAAAAGUACAUAGGUAUGCGUUAUACUAUUUUAUUCAAUCGUCUUACAUUAACUUAUGGAACUUUUUUUCAAGCGAACGAGGGGAUUUCAAAAUUAACCUGCCCGAAAAGCAUACAAAUACAUAUAGAUUCGUUAUAAUAAUAUUAUAGGUUUGUUAUUCCUAUACUGCGCAAGACUCGUUAUUGGUUAUUUUAGGCGUAUGCGUAUAAUAUUUUGUUGUACGUUUUUAAAUAAUACCUACUCAUCGUUAACAUAAUCAUAUAUGCUUAAAAAAAACUUCAAAUUGCACGGUGUAUAUGUAAAUACAAAAGUAACUGUAAAGGUACAUAACGAAAAUUAUACAUUUUAGAAGAUUAUUCUGCUAUAUAAUACAAUAUAUAUCUAUUGUCAAAUAAAAUCUGCAGUUUUAUAAUAAUUACGUUGAUUUUUUUUACUGGCCUAAUCGCUGUAGUUUAUUAGAAUUGCAUACCUGUAACUUGUGGUUCGUUUUUUUUAAAUGCCGUAAUACGUAAUAAUCGUACAAUAAUAAAAUUGGUAGAUUCCUUUCUUGACGCGGGACAUUCCCGGUGUAACAUUCAGAUAUACAGAGUGUAACUGGACUGUUUGACAUUUUUAUAUAUAAUUACAAUUUAAAAAUGUUACACUCUGUAUUUUAUUAAUCAUUUUAUUUUUAGACGUGCCUUUAUCCGUUCUUCUAUCAGUUCUAUUAAUUGUACGGUCGUGUUUAUUUUAUAGAUGGAGCAAUACGGAUGCACCGGGCGUUUGGUUAUAUCGCGUGGGCGACAUCGGAACCAACCAGAACGUGGAACCACCAGAAUUUGUCGGCGGUGCCAGACCAGGUGCACAAAUAAAAUUAAUUUUUAGUAUUGUAUUUUAUUCGCAAAUAAUAAAAAUUCAAAUUUUUAAUUUUGUCCGUGUUAAAUAAUGAUUGCAGACGUAGGUUUGACGUGUGCGGUGACCGGAUCAUUGUGUCACAACCAAGCCUCGUGCGUAGAUUAUGAUCAAGGAGACAUGUGUUGUAUAUGCAAACAAGGAUACUUUGGAAACGGCGUUACUUGUAUUAAAGAAGGCGAGUAUUUUUAUUGUAAUAAUAAUAUUAACAUACAUAAUAGUAAUGGAAUAUUUGGUAGAAAAAAAAAAAGUAUUAUUAAUAAUACAAUUUUUAGGUACAGUACAGUUUCACAAGUUCCACAGUUCUAUACAAACAUUAGGUGUUCGGCUUUUGGACAUAUUAUUUCUAUAAUAUGAUAAAACUUUCUAAUAUUAUGGUAUAGUUGUUAAGUAUAUAGUGUUUUCUCUUAAAAUGAAUUAUUCGAAUCAUUCAGCUGUAGGUAUGUUGAGUGUUGACUCUGUUCAAACAUAACGCGUAUCAUUGAAAUCUUCUACAAAUAUGUAACACCCGAAUGAAAGUUGAACAUUUUGCAGAAAAAAAUCAAAAUGUCUAGCGAAUUAAUUAUAGUCGAACGUCAGUUGUCAUAAAAUCAUCACGUGUAGUCCAUAUAUGUGAUAUAAUUAUGUAGGAGAAGUGGAGAACUGCAUAAGGUACCUAUACAAUUUCAAAUACAAUAAAUCACGAGUGUACGUAUAGGUACAUAGCAGAGCCGCAGGGGUGGCCAACUUUAAUAGACUUAAUAAGUAAUAAUAACGUUUAAUUUCACAGUUUUACACAACACGUAUUUUAAUAUAUCUGACUACAAAUUAUUACUUUUAACUUAUUGUUAUUUGACAGAAUUUGUUUAUUUAAUUACACUCCAAUAAGACGUUUGUGCUUGCACGUAUGUUGAUUUGAUAAUUUCACAAAAUCUGGGAUGGGAUAUAUGACGACAAAGAUAAUCUCAAGCUAUCUUCAGAAUGCGUAUCAAUCAAGCGUGAUCGGUGUAUAAUUUUAUUUUUCAUAGUUAUUUAUUGCGUUCGUCAAUAUUGCUAUUAAUCUAACUUAUGUUUUCGUGGAUAAAAUAAAUGUACACGAAUUUAUAAAAUAUUAAAUAUUAAAUGUACAAUAAAAUAUCAAAAUACAAAUAGUUAUCGGCAGAGCGCACAGAUAAAGAACUAAUUUUUGACAAAAACCUGAAGCCCUCGCGAGCCAUGUCCGCCGUUGAUCCGGGCGCGCAGGGCGUCAUGGAAGCGAUGAACAACAAAACGGUUCGCGAAAUUACAACGUGACGGCUGUCAGACUGUGUAGAUCGGCUAUACUGCUCCGAUACCCGCAUUUGCAAUGGCCAACUGUAUAUGCGUGCAAUGCAAAUAGAACAUUAUAGAUCUAAUAAGAAUUUUGAAUUUUCCGUUCUAUAUCACGCGUAUUGUCGAUUCGUUAUUAUUAUUAUUAUUAUUUUUUUAAUUGCGUACAGGUAUUCCUGUCCGGGUGGGCGGCAAAGUCAGUAUAGACGUCAACGGGAUUAUCGUGCCGGAAGCGGACUUACAGUCGUACGUGGCCACGCUGGACGGCCGAGUGUACAUGGCCAUCUCGGGCGUGCCCACCAGUCUCGGUUUUGAAAUGCAAUACUUGUCCGUGUUCCCGUCGGUCGUCGCUUGGCUGUUCUCGCUGCAUUCGGAAAACGCGUACAACGGAUACCAGUUAACAGGUAACCUAUAAUACUGGCCACGUAUACACGUAUUAUAUGUGAUCAGUAGUGGCGUGGAUGGGCGUCUCCUAUCCUAUGAAGCGGCAGCUUUGUGACCAAAUCUGGUGGGCGAGUGGGUGUCUGUGUAACGCUUUAUCACUUUUAGAUAAUAAUAAUUAAAAUGUUUAAUAUCAGUAACGUCUGGUAGCCAGGUAGCCUUAAUUACAGCUCCCGAUUCUCCCGGGCUUAAGUCGUUAUGAAGGUUUUUUUUUGCUAUUUUAUUGCAAUUUCUGCAUAGAAUAAAAAAGCGUUUGGAAAAUUCCUUUUGAGGAGGAAUGCAUUCCAAAAAGUUGUUCACAGAAAAAAGAAAUAAUAAUAAAAUAAACAUCAUUGUAAAACCAAUACAUUCCUCGCUUCGCUCAGAAUCUUAAAUGUUUGUACGCCAUGACUAUUUCAGUCUUUGAUAAAAACAUUUUUUUCUAAAUAUUAUAUUAUACUUAUUAUAUUAAUAGCUAUAAUAUUAAAAUACAUUUCUGUAGAAAGUGAGUACAGUAUUUUCCAAUUAACGUGGUUUUAAGCAUGCACAAACACGCAGUAUAGAAAACUGUACCGUCUGUACAAACCUAGUUAGUUAUUUUUUAUCACGCAAUUUGUAUUAUUUCAGGAGGAGUGGUUAACUAUACUUCCGAGUUGACUUUUCCGGGAACCGAACACAGGAUAACAAUACAUCAGCGAUUUUUCGGACUCAAUUCGUUCGAUCAGUUAACCAUGGACGCCACUAUACAAGGGACAACGCCUUCGGUCCCCUUGCCGCACACUAGGUUCACAUUGCCGAACGAUAAUCAGCAGCAGUAUACAAUAACAAACGGUACGCAUAGAAAAUGGAUUUUUAAACGCCUGUUUUUGUUUUGUGGUAUAUCUUCUUUUUCUUUAAAUAGUUUAUCGAAGACCUGCGCGUUCCUACUAUAUAAAUAUAAUAUUGUAGUUUUUUCAAAACCGCUCAUCUCUGUCUAAAAUGAUACCAAUCCUAUAUUUAUACAGGUCGCAUGCAUUCGUAUUACACGUACAGAUAUAAACAAGAGGGAUCGGAUUUCGAACAGCAAGUGACCGCGGCACAAAAGUUUGAAUUUGCUCAGCCGUGCAAUAAAGCUACCAAAGGGUUCUCGUCUUUUUUGCUACAAAAUUCCAAAGCGUUUACUUAUUACGAAGAAAAAGUUAACAUAUUGCGUCUGGUCAGCACCAAUAACAUAUUUUUGCCUUUUGGUAAGCAUAAAAUGUCUAUUCGGUUGACAGCUAUUAAAUAAUUAAAUCGUUGUAAAAUACUGAAAUGUACAGGUAUCUAUAUCAAUAUUACCAUAUCUAUCUACUUAUAAAAUACCACAAGUCCACAACUUUAAAAUAUUAACAAUUUUUUUAACAAACGUUUCUUACAUAUAAUCAAAAAAAAAAAAAAAAAAAAAAAUGAUAUUGGAUUUCAGAAUUCAUUACUAGAAAUUGUUGACGAAUUUCACAAACACACAUUCUUAAUUAAAAACUAUAUUUGGUUAAUAUCUAAUAAAUUUGACUAUAAUUUACUUAAAAAAAAAAAAACACAGUUAUAUUCUGUAGUGUUUAGAAAAUGUUGAAAAUCGUUUACUUCGUUGUAUAGCUUUUAAAUGUAGGUAAUAUUGUGCAGUGUACAUGCCUUAUUAGAUAUUUGAUAUUCGUAUUUCUAUGUGCGCAACAGUUUUGUUGUAAUUGGUUUUUAAUCCGUUUACAAACUAAAUUGAUUAUUAUUAUUACCUUAUCAACAGAAGACGUGCAGGACCCUUGCAACGACGGACAAACAAAAUGCGUGGCAAACAGCACUUGCGUUCGAGAAGGAAGUACUUUUAGAUGCGAAUGCAAUUUCGGGUAACUGAUGCACUGCAUUUAAUCAGUUUGUGUUUGGUCACUGUUAGUACCUAAUAUAGUGUUUGUAUGUAGAUUCCGCGAGCUAUACGGUUCGGGGUCCGGGUGUAUAGACAUUAACGAGUGUCAAGAGAGGUCCGACCGUUGCGACCCGAACGCCAUGUGUGUAAAUGAAGUUGGAGCGUACAGUUGCCAGUGCAAGCCGGGAUUCGAAGGAAACGGAUAUUAUUGCGGAGCCGUCGCCCCGGUAGCUUCAAAUUCGGGUGACUUUUUUUUUUUUUUAAUUUUGACAGAAGGCAAAUUAUAGAUUUUAGUUUUUACUGACUACGGGCGAACAUGAUGUAACGUCGGGUUGUAGAGUACACAUUAUAGCCAUGGGCGCAAAUAUUGGGAAGGGGUGGUAAGGGGUCUAAAGCACUUCCAAAAAUUCCCAAUAUGUUUUUUAUAGUAUCGUCUAAAUAUUCUAUCGGUGUAUUUCAUAUAAUCGAUAAGCAGAACAUAUGCAAACGAUGCAUAUGUGAUAAAGUUUAAGUAUGUGUUGUCGUGUAGAGUGAAUUGUGGGGCAUUGUUUAUGGGCACGGGUUUAUGAUGUGCCUAUAGUUUUAGCACCCCCAAAGUGGGUGGUCUAGUUGCGCCUACAAUUACAGCAGGGUUGUGUAGAACACAAAAAUAGCAUAUUACACGAGUUUCAAGUUGUCAACACAAACAUUUAAUAUAUUUUAGAACCAUCGCCGCCGAGAAUAGUCGAGAACAGUGUUUGCGACGUGCCUAAUAAUAUCAGUACUUGUUCCUGUAUUCAAGGGUGAGUGACCUGAUCAUAUUAUACGUACUUAAUUUGUAUUAAUUUAUAUAAAUAUUAACUAUAUUUUAAUUUUAACCCCUGCUCAAAAAAAAAAUAAAUAAAAAAUUACCAUUUGGUAUAUUAACAUAUUUUUUUAGAUUCAGAGUGCGUCGAGGAAUGUAUUCAUUUUUCUGUGUGCCUUUUUUUUUUCUAUUGAGAAAAAUCGGACGGAUUUAUGAAAUUGAAAGUUUCAUUUUUUCGAUUUUGUUUUUCUACUUGAAAUUUUAUUUCAAAUUUCAAGAGUAACGUAAGAUAAAUAAUUGGAAAAUAUUCACGGCAUUAUAACGUUUUCAUUAUUCUUUAGUUAUAAUUAGGCUAAAAAUAAAUAUAGAGACAUGACAUUUACACAGAAUACUUAUACUGGCUUUUUUAUACGUGGUAAAAUGUUCAAUACAUUCUGGCAAUUUUUAAGCCAUUGACAUUUGCACUUUCGAGUUUUUGAUUGGUUUUAUAUUCAGAAUCGUUUUGACCUAUUGCUUCACAAUUUUACUCGAGAUUCUUCAUAAAUUGUAAUUAUUAUGGUCAAAAAAAAAAAAUAAUAACUUAACGUAGUAGUUUUAUUUAUAAACAUAUUAAGUUCGAAUGUUGACGAAAAAAGUAAUAAUCACAUUUUAAAACAUAUUUAACCGAAUACUUCGUUAGCAAUGAUUUUUCAUGUAUACAUAAAUAUUUUUUUUAAGAUAUGAAAUACGGUUGUUGUCAGCGGAUUCCACCGAUUUCGAGUGUGUAGACGUCAACGAAUGCAAUACGGUAGAAGUAUGUCACAUGAACGGUUACUGUACCAAUUAUCCUGGAAGCUACUCGUGUUCCUGUAAUCCUGGUUAUGUAGGAAACGGACUAAAGUGUUUACCGUUACGUAAGUAUCUACUAAACAUCUAUACACACUUAUACAAUAAUGAGUAUAUACCAGAGCCGUAGCAAAUGUGAGGCGACUGAGACAUUCGCCUCAGGCGCUGAAGCGCAAUCAUUAUGGGGGCAUUAAAUCUUGAACAUUUUUGUAAACAAAAUAUCCAAACGUAUCUCUUUUACUGUAUAGCUACGCGUGAACGUUUCUUUAGUAAACUUUAAGAUCCACCAUAUGGGCCGAGAGAGGCUAUCAAAUUUAGCUAUUUUAUCUAUAAAUAUUAGAAAAUGAAGUUGCUGGAGAAAUUGAAUACAAGGAUGUUAAUGAUAAAUUAUAGGCAGUCAAAUCGAUUGAGAAGAGUACAAUUGUACCCUAAUUGGUAAACUUUGCACACAUAGGUAGGUACCUAUGUUUUUUGCACAAUCCUCUUUCGUUUAAAACUAUAUUUCAUUUUUUUUUUUUUAUUCAGUACCUAUCUCUGUUAAAAUAAAUAAAUACACGUUUAUCUGAAAAUUCGAUAAAUUAUAGUUUUUAAAACGGUACCUAAGAAUUUUUGUUUAGGUGGGAGCGCCAGGUGCAUAAAAUCAAAUUUGCCCCAGGCACCAGAAUAGCCUUGCUACGGCUUUGUAUACAGGGCGAUUUUUUUUUUUUUACCACGAACCAGUAAUUAUCUCAGAAGAUUUUAAGGAAAUUUGAUUUCUUUUCUAAUUACUAUGCUGUCGUUUAAGCUUUAUUACUCCUACUCCAUAUACCUUAAAGAACUAAUAAGUACAUACUUAUUAUGUUCAAAUAGGAAUCCCUUUUGAACACAGAUUUGAAUAGAGAAUAUUUGUCUAGAUAUGUUGAUAUGCAUAACACUAAUAUCAUAUUUACCGUUUAUAAGAUAUAAGUUUAAAGUUUAGACCGGAGAAGUAGGGAAGGGUAAUAAAUUGCCUAUCUAUAACAGAUAAAACAGAAAUCAAAUUCAUUUAAAAUCCUCCGAGAUAAUUGUUAGGUAGUUCAUAAUAAAAAAAAAUCAUCCUACAUAAUAUAUAUAUAUAUAAAAAUUAAAAAUUGUGGUCGAAUAAAAUGUACUCCACAUUAGCCCCAAGAUGUCGGUCGGGUGGACGUGGUAUACUUGGUUGUCCUGUUGUUAAAGCGUGUUCAACGGGCAGUUGUACGUGUCCUUCGACUUAUACCGAUGUCGGAACUCACUGUGUGCCGCCUCCAGACGAUGGUUCGACCGACGCUGUAGAUGACACGACCACUCAAGAAACGUCCAGUAAGACUUACAAAUUAUUAUGCCCUCUCAAAAAAGAAAGUAAUAACAUAUUGUACAGAGAUGUAAACAAAAAUAAAAGUAGUCGUCUACGAUUUGUUUAGCUCUAAAAAAAAACUAUAAUAACUUUAAGUUAAAUAAUUUAAUUUGAUUAGAGUACACCCAUAGAAAUUAUCAUCGCCGUCUUCGAUAUGCCAUACUGAAAUCAUAUUAUAUUAUAAACGUUUCCCGCGACUUCGUCUGCGUAGACAAUUUUAUGCCUUUUCUGAGGGAUUUAUAAAAGCUUAAUAAAUUAUUGACGUACUUAAAAUGUGAAUAUAUUCCCAGCAACUAGAAAUAGUAAUAUUUUUAAUUAUUAUAAUAAUUAGAUAGGUAACUGAAUAACACGAAAUAUUUUUUCUCGAAAUUAGACAUAUAGAAACAUACAACUAGAAAAAUAAAAUAAAAAGUGAAAAAAGUAUUUAAUUUUAUUAGAAAAAAUGACGCGACACCCAAUCUACUAUCACAGUCUAAUUAAUGGAGUAAUCUAGCCAAAUUUUGUUAUCUACUUACCUAUGUAAAUUGGUGUUCAGUUUGAAAUUUAGAGUUUACAAACAAUACAAACAAAUAGUAAAAUUUUAAAUUCUUAUAUAUAAGUUAAAAUUGUAUGCUACUGUAAACUACAUGAACCAUAAUUUAUAUUAUGCUAUAUACGUAUAUAUAUAUAUAUUUGUAAAAUUAAAAUAAAAUAGCUUUUUUCAAAAAAAAUUACAGCUAUGUAAGAAUCUACAUUCAGUCCUUGAAAAUAUUAUUUUCGUUAAAUUUUGGUAUUUGUAUUUAAAAACUCCAAUUUCAACCAUAACAUCUUGUAUAAUAUUCUAAGUAACUGAAUUUUGCUAUACUAGUUAGAUGUAAUAAUAAAUGAGGGUGUUUGAAUCAUUGAAUGUGUUCAACUUUAUAAAGACCUUUGAAUCCCUUAAGUGUUAAAUUUUGAAAACAUUUUCUUAGUUGUCUACUGUUAUUUAAGAAACCACUUUGCAAAUUUUCAAAUUUCUAGGUCUAGCAGUUUAGCUGUGCAUUAAUACGUCAAUCAGUCAGUUUCUCUUUUUAUAUACAUAGUUUAUAUUAAUAAUAAUUAUUUAUUUAUUUAUUUAUUUAUUAGAAUUAGAAUUUACACAUAAUAUCUGGGUUCCACUCAUCCAUAUGGAUUUUAAAUUGUCCCUACACAGUUGUUUUUUUAUGUUAAUAUUGAAAUUAUUGUAUUUUAUUUUUUAUGUUUGUUGUAGUUUCUUGUGCCGAGAUUAACACGUGUCAUGCCCACGCCCAAUGUAUCUUUGUGGCCUCACAACAGCAACAUAGAUGUCAAUGCAAUCCAGGAUACGAGGGUGACGGAUACGAAUGUUCAAUUAUUGGUGAGGAUACUUAUAUAUUAUAUAAUUUAUUCGUGUUGGUUAAUUUUUAUUUUUUCUAUUGUAGUAUUUUUCUUACUAAAAUUAAAAUACCUAGUUUAUAUAGAUAUAAUCUUUUCCACUCCAAUCUGAAAUGCAUAAAAUUAUCAAAAUAUUAUUCUUGAAAAUGUUAAAGAUUAAAAUGCUCUUGGACAAAUUAUAGUUUGAUAAAUAAAAUAUAUUUUUAUAAUCCAUACUUUUAAACUUUAAGUCAAAUUUUGCUUAGUAAGUAAUCGUAAAAUAAUUGUUAGAAUAUUUUUAUCACAAUUAGUAUUAUUACUAGUAAUUGUAUGCCUGUCAUAAGAUUAUAGUGGAUUUUAUAUUUGGUUGUGAUGUUAAAUCAACAAAGCAUUAGAGAUGGAUCAUGACUUUUGUAUAUAAGAUACAUAGAGAAUAUUAACUUACACAUAUUAUAAAAUAACUAUUCUAUUCUUAAUUUUUUAAUACCAUUGAAUAAAAUAUGAAUGAUCACAAUCAACUUAACACUAACCAAAAUUUGUAUGAAAUGUAUGCAGAAUUUUCAUGUGAAAAGUCAAACAUCUGUGAUAUACACGCUAGCUGUCAGCAAGGCGAAGGAGGUCAUUCAAUGUGUGUUUGCCACAGUGGAUAUGAAGGAGAUGGUACCAGAUGUACACAAACUGGAGAAUGUGAACCUAAUUGUGGCUUAAAUGAGAGGUGUACAUACAACGAAACCAGUUAUAUAUAUAGCUGCGCUUGUUUGGAUGGUUACCAGAAAUAUGAAAAUAAAUGCCAAAGAUCACCACGUAAGAUACAAACCAAAUAUUUAUUUAUAAAAAUAUUUAAACUUAUUGAAAAUUUUUCCAGGGUGUCAAUAUGAAUGUCACAAAUAUGCCAGUUGUGUACAAAAUAACAUGUGUCGUUGUAUUAGCGGAUAUCAAGGUAAUGGUGUCACACAAUGUGAAAGAAUUGUUGAACCUGGAUGUACUGAGAAUUCAUGUCCAACAAAUGCUGAAUGCAUGUACAAUUUGUCUGGUCAUUAUAGUUGUCAAUGCAGACAAGGAUUUACAGGAAAUGGUUACAAUUGUAAAGGUAAUACAAUAAAAAUUAAAUAUUUCACAAUAAACAAUAAUAAAUAACUUAAUAUUUAUUUAAAUUAAAAUAAUUUGUUUUAUAACAUCAAUUUAUAGUAUCUAUAAAAUAGAAUAUUUACAUAAAAUUUAUAUGUAUGUGUAUAAAAAAAAUUAAAUAUAUUUUUUUGUAGCCAAGUGGUUAGAAAAUCACUUCUGCUCAGACUUAUUUUACCCUUAUACUUAAGUAUCAUUUGUUUUAAGAAAUUAAAAAAACAGCAAAAGAAGACAUCUACUUACUCGUAAAUCAAGGGAUGGCAACAUUGCAUAUUUCAACCGUUCCAAACAAAACAAAACUGGGUCAUCCAGUUCACCUGCAAUUUUAUCAAAUAGCGAUUGGUAAAUAUAGAAAACUUAAAAAUUAUUUUAUAGUCAUAGUUAGUAGCAGUAAUGUACAUUUUAUUUUAUAGGCAUUGCAGUUGAUUGCUUAGAAGGGCAGCUUUAUUGGAGUGACAUAACAGGUCAAACAAUCAAGUCAGCUAAAUUGGAUGGUUCAAUGGUACAAGAAUUUAUUGUUACUGACGCAAAAUCAACAGAAGGAUUGGCUUUAGACUGGGUUAAUAGAAAGAUUUAUUGGACUGACUCUGGUUUAAAACGAGUAAUGGUUGCAGAUUUAUCCAAUGGAACCCAUAUAACAACCAUAGCAAAUUCUUCAUUAAGUAAUCCCAGAGGAAUUGCAGUUCAUCCAAAUAGAAAGUAAUACUAAUAAAUGAUUUAAUAAUUUAAUAGACUAAUAUUUUUUAAUUAUCAAUGGUUAGAAAAUUAUUCUGGUCCGACUGGAACAGGAAUAGCCCUAAAAUAGAGUGGUCAGAUUUAGAUGGUAGCAGAAGAGAAAUAUUUGUUCAAGGACCUAAUGUCAAAUUACCAAAUUCUUUAGCUAUAGAUUGGUACACAGAUGAAAUUUGUUGGGCAGAUGCAGGCCUAAAAAGCAUUGGUAAAUAAAUAAUUUAAAAAAAUUAUAUAUAUUUAUAUAUAGAAAUAUAGAGAGAUAACUUCAGUUUUAAUACUAAUUAUCAUACAUAUAAUUGAUCUUUGUUGCUAAAUUACAAAAACUUAAAUUGUUAACGUAUAAUUUAUUAUAAUAUUGCAGAAUGUAUUGGAAUAGACAGUAGAUUACAACGGACUGCUGUUGCUAACUGUAGUUAUCCUUUUGGAUUGACCAUUACCCAAGAUAACUAUUAUUGGACUGACUGGAUAUCGUAUGUGAUCUCAUAUAUUUUAUUAAAAAUAAACAAAUAUAUUUACACAUACUUUUUUUUUCAGAGAAAAAAUUGAAUAUAUUGGAAGAUAUGAAAAAGUGAAAAAAGAACAUUUACCUGUACCGUUAGUCAGUAAUGGUAAAUUGUAUGGUAUAACAGCAGUUACCGGAAAAUGUCCCUAAUAUACAAGACUGAAUAAAUUAUAAUUUAUAGCUCAAGCAUUAAAACUAUAAUAUGCUAAUAUAACUAUAAUUCAGUCAAAUUUGUUUUAUUUUAAUUAUAAGUAUAUAAAUAAUAAAAUAUAAACAUCUACCAUGUUCAAAUUGGUUUAUAUAGAAGAGUGGUGACAAAUUUUUUACGAUAUCUGUGUGUGGCACUCAACACCAUGACUCCAUCUUUAAUUGAAAGAGCAUACAAAUGGUUGAGCAUCACAUGGUUUGGUUCUGGAAGAAUCGUUGGUUCCAACUAUAAACACAAAAUAUAUUAUAAAAAUGAAUUGACCAUAAAAAAAUUGUAUAGAUUAAAAUUACCGAAAUCGGAGUGUCUUUAUUUAGGAUCACUUGUAGAAGAUGUGGUGGUAGAAUAGGUGGCCCAGGAAUUUUUUGCCAUGGAACUGAUGAAGGAAUUUCUUGUGAAAAGCCAGCUGAAUAAAAAACAAUUUAUUAUUAGUAAAAUAUGAGAUUAGAUGAGAUAGCUAGUUAAGAAAUGUAUAAACAUA
Cinara cedri is the source of this 21347-nucleotide messenger RNA. Lineage: Eukaryota; Metazoa; Arthropoda; Insecta; Hemiptera; Aphididae. The record is from the annotation of a GenBank genome assembly.